This is a messenger RNA of Astyanax mexicanus (Mexican tetra), 7908 nucleotides long. RefSeq names its product cyclin-dependent kinase 12 (gene cdk12). The record is from RefSeq and is a predicted model, not a curated record. The transcript has 16 exons. Gene Ontology annotation, molecular function: RNA polymerase II CTD heptapeptide repeat kinase activity; cyclin-dependent protein serine/threonine kinase activity; ATP binding. Gene Ontology annotation, biological process: positive regulation of transcription elongation by RNA polymerase II; protein phosphorylation; transcription elongation by RNA polymerase II. The coding region runs from base 1243 to 5178 and encodes 1311 amino acids. Lineage: Eukaryota; Metazoa; Chordata; Actinopteri; Characiformes; Acestrorhamphidae. Gene Ontology annotation, cellular component: cyclin/CDK positive transcription elongation factor complex; nucleus.
GAAGAAACGGAACUGAUAGACAAGUACGAUGCGUCCCAGAUCGCUCCUUGUUGCCUACAUAGUGCGCAAUGAUAGUACUGAAACCUAGUCUUAUACACAGAGACAGUUUAAUAUUAGUUCUGAAAUAGAGAAAUAUCUAUCCACCUGUGGGUUUAUCUUAAAUGGCUGUUAUUAUUAUACUCAGUUUGUGCUCAGGAGCCAUUAUAUUAUUACUAAUGCAUAAUAAUCAUUUGUGCACUAAGUAGGGAGCAAGGAGCCGAAUGGGAUUGAGCCGAGCACGAAACGACACAGAAAUAUUUAGACACAAGUAAUAGCACAUUUUCAUAAUAAUAGGAUAGAUCAUAAAUCUGUGCAGACUUAAAAAACGUCUUAUUCCACCUAAAACUGUGUUACUGUGAAGUUUAGAUAUUUGUUUUAAUGUAAAUCGGGUCCACGCUGACGUGUUACGUCAGUCUCUAUGGUGACGGUCUCUCUGACAAAACCCAGCAUGCGCAGGCGAGGGCGCGCAGUGCUAGCCUCAGCUACAAUGGCCGACUCGGACCGCUAAAUCAAAGGGCGGUGGACGGUGCUGAAAUCCACCAACAUCGCCCUAAACAUUGGCCUUGUUUUCCUUUAAGAGCUGCUAAAAUAAACUGGAAUAAAUUCUGUUCACGAAUAUAUGAUUAUUUCCGACAAAUAUCCAAAACUUGAUAGAGAUUACAGAGUCUAUUAAAAGAGAGAGACAAGCGAACAUGUAAACAGAAACUAACCGGCUUUUAAGUUUUGGCUUUUCAGUUUGCAACAAAAUACAGUCCCAUUCAUCAUGGACUUUAUUUGUUUCUGAUUUUAAAAGAUCGUUUGUUGAAGGAGACGAGCACCUGUCUAAAAAAAGACCUGGUGCUCACUCAAAAAGGAGACUUUUCGUCUUUUUUUUAUUUUUUGAGAAAGAAGCUAGCUUGCUUGCUAGCUUAGCUUAGCUGGCUAGCUAGCUAAACAGACGAGGAGAAAAGUACGCAGUGUUCUGAUCUUUUUCUUUCUUUUUUUCGCUAGCUGCGAGAAACACGAUAUAUUAGAGCUCUAAUAAAUAUAUCUUUCUCAAUUUCAUCGAUUUAAGUUUUUUAUUUUUUGGUUUCAAAAGAGAAACGCAUGCUGCUCCACUUGGCCGGGGAUGAAUUCUGGAUACACCGUGAGCAUAAACUAGGUCCGUGUGGGAGAGAGAGAGAGAGAGAAGGAGAGGGGGCCGUGGCUGGGCUAAGGUAAGUUAUGCCUGGAUCAGACCGCCACCAUGGGACCAAGAGGAAAUCGGACGCGGAGUUCCAGCCCUCAGCCGCCGGCUUAACGAGCAAGGACGGCCGGCAGCAGGCUAAAUCCCCCGCCUCGUCGUCUUCAGCUUCGUCCUCGAAGCACAAGCGCCCAAAGCCGUCCAGACACGGGCGAGAUUCGGCUCCGGAGGCCUCGCUCGCUUCGCUACCCAGCGCCCCGGCUGUGAAGCCUCUGGUGGAGUACGACGACAUAAGCUCGGACUCGGAUACUUUCUUCGACACGCCGACCGCGGCCUCCAGGUCGGCGGAAAGGAGAGAUGGCGAGCGCUUGGAGGUGGACGGUGGUGGUGGAGGAGGGGCUGGGGGAUCCAGAGACACCCGGACUCACAAACACAGGCGCUCCAGGAAGAAAUCCAAAGACCCACACAGGGUGAGGGAGUCGGGGGAGGGGGGGGAAGCUAUGAACAAGAAGAAAAGCAGUAAGGACCGAGAUAGAGGAGGCAGAGAGGCCAAGAGGACGAGCAAAGAGAAGGACAGGGAUAAGCACUCGUCAGCGCUGGGCCUUUCUUCAACAUCUGCGGCCCUGAGGGCUGAAACGGGUGAGGCGGGCUCCGGUAAGCGGGCAGGCGCUGACCCCCUGACCUCUGCAGCGGCCCAGACUGGGAAUGUAGUUGGCAGUGCUUCCUCUUCGGCCUCAUCCGCCCGCAGCAAAGAAAGUGGGCGCUCCUCCUCCAAGUCCCAUAAAGACAAGCAGAGGCGAGAAGGUGGUCGGUCCGAGCACUCGGACAGGGGUCACCACAAAGCCUCCAGAAGCCGCAGGUCCAGUCCCAAAGGGAAGCGCCACAGGACACUCAGCCAAAGCCCCAGUCCCCGGCGCGGGACGGGCAGUGCCCUGUCCCCUGUGGACCUGGAGGACGGCUACUCAUCCAGGUGUAGGGCGGCCAGCCCCAGCCCGUACAGGGAGACGUCCAGGCGGAGCAGACAGAGGUCAGACAGCCCCUACGGCCGUCGGAGGUCCUCCAGCUAUGAGAGGGACGGGAGCCCCUACGGUAACCGUCGCUCGUCCAGCACCAGCCCGGUGUCCAGCAGGCGUUCCAUUCGAUCACGCAGCCGCUCUCCUCUCUACUUGUCCUCUCGCCGAUCCAACUCUCACUCGCGAAAUAAAAAACAUGGGACGGGCGGAAGCUCUUCACACAGCAGCCGACCAACCAGCCGCUCCCCAUCCUCAUCUCGCCUACCCAUCACGUCAAGCCUGGGGGCGGAGCUUACGCGCAGGAAGAAGGAGCGCCAGGCAGCUGCAGCCCGCAGCUCUUCAGCAUCUCAGCAGACGAAUACAGUGCCGCCUUCACAACCCCCAGAGCCACAGGCAGAGCCAGAGAAAACCCUGCCCCCUGAGCCCCAAAGACUGCCUAUUAAUGCCCAGAAUACAGCUCCAGUGGAGGAAGCCCAUGUAGCUCCACCCCCUCUCCCCAUUCCAUCGCCUCCUCCCCCUCUGCCUCUUUAUUCUCCUCCUCCUCUGCCUCUAAAUUCCCCUCCGCCUCUCCCUCUGAAUUCUCCUCCACCUCUCCCUCUCUCCUCUCCUCCUCCUUCCUUACCUUUGGCGCCUCAGGUAUCUUUUGCUUCUGAUAAGUCUAAGAGCCCCGCCCACAAAAACAUGCAGAGCUCAGCAGCCCAGCCAAUCAAAACCUCUACACUGCCCCCUCUUCCCUUGCCACCUGUACUACUGGGAGACUGCAGGGACAGUGGUCAUCCUCCCACAGGACCACCACAGAGCAGUCCGAAGAAGACCAUUUCAAGUCACAGGUCCUCGAGGAAAGAGCGAGAGAGGGAGAGAGAAAGGGAUAAGGAGAAGGAAGUUAGGCCACGCCUUCUCAGUGACCUGCCUCUUCCCCCUUUACUUGCUGGGGGAGACCCCUCUCCUCCUCCAUCUCCUGUGCAGGAAGCCCCACCUCCUGUACAGUCUACCUAUAAGAAGAGACCAAAGUUCUGCUCCCCACGCUUUGGGGAAAGGAGGCAGACUCAGAUUGACUGGGGAAAACGCUGUGUGGACAAGUUUGACAUCAUUGGCAUCAUAGGCGAGGGCACCUACGGCCAGGUGUAUAAAGCAAAGGACAAGGACACAGGAGAGCUGGUGGCCUUGAAGAAGGUACGGCUGGAUAACGAGAAGGAAGGUUUCCCUAUCACAGCUAUCAGAGAAAUAAAGAUCCUUAGGCAGCUGAACCAUCGCAGCGUUGUCAAUAUGAAGGAGAUUGUCACGGACAAGCAGGAUGCGCUGGACUUCAAAAAGGACAAAGGUGCGUUUUACUUGGUGUUUGAGUACAUGGACCACGACCUGAUGGGCCUGUUGGAGUCUGGGCUGGUGUCAUUCUCACAGGAGCAUAUCCGGAGCUUCAUGCGGCAGCUGAUGGAAGGCCUGGACUAUUGCCAUAAGAAAAACUUUCUGCAUAGAGAUAUCAAAUGUUCCAACAUCCUGCUGAACAACAGUGGCCAGAUAAAGCUAGCAGAUUUUGGCUUGGCGCGUCUUUAUAAUUCAGAAGAAAGCCGGCCGUACACCAAUAAGGUGAUCACACUGUGGUACCGCCCACCAGAGCUUCUGCUGGGGGAAGAAAGAUACUCACCGGCCAUUGAUGUUUGGAGCUGCGGAUGUAUUCUGGGUGAGCUGUUCACUAAGAAACCCAUCUUUCAGGCCAAUCAAGAGCUUCUUCAGCUAGAACUAAUCAGCCGUUUGUGUGGCAGCCCCUGUCCUGCAGUCUGGCCCGAUGUGAUUAAACUUCCCUACUUCAACACCAUGAAACCCAAGAAACAGUACAGACGCAGAUUAAGAGAAGAGUUCUCAUUCCUGCCCACCCCAGCGCUUGACUUGCUAGACCGGAUGCUGACCUUGGACCCCUCUCGGAGGUGUACGGCAGAGCAGGCUCUUGAGAGCCAGUUCCUGUGUGACGUAGAUCCCAGCAAAAUGUCACCUCCAGAUUUGCCUCACUGGCAGGACUGUCACGAGUUGUGGAGUAAGAAGCGUCGACGGCAGAGGCAGAGCGGCGUGUCUGAGGAUGUGCCUAUUACCAAAGUGCCCCAGAAGGAACCCGGAGGAGCUCCCAGCAAAGAGAACUGCCAUCCUCCCCCUAGCCCAACCCCACCACCUGCUUCUGCCCAUCCACCCUCCAUCUCCACUACAGAUCUUGCAGGUCUCGGAGCCGAACAGUUAAAUCAGACAGAGCUGGCGGUUCUGCUGAACCUCCUGCAGGGUCAGACGGACCGACUUUCUCUUCCUCAGAUGGCCGAGCAGAUCCUGAGCUCUUGCUCCGAAGGCUCCUCCUCUACUCUCCCUUCCACGGCCCCGGCUGCCUCCACGCCCGAUCCAGAGUCGACGCAGCAGCUGGAGUUACUCAGCCAGACGCUGUCCUCUCUUGUGCAGAGCUCGUCUAACCCCCAGCCUGUGGAGGCCACCUCAGACGACCACACUGCUCUACUGUCACUUUUACUGAGCCAGAUCAUUAAAGCCCAGCCUCCAGAUGCGGGACAGGCAGACGAAAGCAACGGCGUCCAAUCAGACGAGGCGGUCACACAAAGCAACUCCGCCUCAAUUUCCAGCAGCGAUGUCAAGGGUACAGCUUUAUCAAAUGAAAAGUCGAUCGCCCAGAACUCCGCGCUGACCCUCGACCUCCCGGCCCUGGCCGCCACCCCGUCACACUCCGAAGACAUCGGCACGGAUGUGGCAGCCGCACUUCUCCAGCUGAUUUCCCAGCAUGCCUCUGACAGUAAGGCCUCCUUGGCUGACCUGCCGCCUUCUUCCUCCACCUCUUCCUCCCCUCCGCCUCCUUCACUCGGCCAGCCGGAGCCUCAGGCUAACGCUCAGUACCCGCGGGACCAGGACCACCGCUUUAGCCGGGACUCCUGCAGGGAGAGCUCACAUGACAGCCACUCAGCAGCCGAGUCAUAAACAAGGACUGACCUCUAGCAUCUGUGUCACUGCUGGAGCAAUCUGACGGACAAUGGCGUGAUUUUAUCUGUCAUAGCAAGACCUCACAACUCCAUUUAUUAUUUUUGUUUGAUUUUAUUUUUGUUUGUCGCUCUUGCGUGAACAUUUCAUAAAGAACGGACUGAUAAAAAUAAUCCAAAAUUACUUGGAACAAAAUCUUGCGACAUUAAAGGAAUGUGCUUUGGUGAAAAGUCAGAUUUGCACAAUCUUCCACUUAACCCAAAUGUGGUCAGUCAGAAAAGACCUGCUUGAUGUCCAAAUUUUGCUUCUGUUUUUUAUCUCUGAUGCUACGAGGCUAAUGUGGCUAACAGUGAAAUCAGUAGACACCCAAAGCUUUUCUGUAAAUAUGCGCACACUAAUUCAGAUUUACUAAAAGUCAUAGGAUAGCAGUAUGUCAUUUGAUCAGGAAGUGUUAUCUCAAAGGAUUGCUUAGGAGCAGUUGUGAGGCUAAAUACUGGUCAAGCUCUUGUCUAAAGCCCUAUCUGGACGGGAUUAGUUUCUCAGGGAGACGUCUGUGAAAAAUAUUUCACACUUCUACUCAGAUAAAACUCUUGCAGUUGAGGACCAGUGAGUUUUAGGCUAUCUCGGUCACAUGACACCUGUUCAGUAGCUCCUCCAUUUCCACUUACGCCCAAAGUGUAAUUACGGUGUGUAGCAGUGGACAAAUAGCUAUUUUAUUAAACGCAAGGUGACGAAACUCAGAGAUGAGCGUCUGACGAGGACCACGGAGUUCGGUGAAAAACAUUAGAUAAUUCAGUCUGUCAUUUUCUUAUAGGAUGUCUGAGAAAAACACAUACAUGGUUGUUCUGGACAGGAAUAAAUUCACAGAGUACUCCCCAUAAAAGAGAAAAUUACCCCAGGACCCCCUGAGAAACUAAUCCCAUCCAGAUAGGGCUAUAGUGACGUGACUUAUCAGAGUUAGAGUAAGGACUAAUAGUACAGUGCCAAUUUCUGAAGUUGUGUGGACAUUUAACAUUCCUCGAUCCACAGCAUCACGUUUGUAUACAUCAGGAAUACGUCAUACAAGGCAUUAAAACAGCAGACAGUGCAUUGGGUGAUAAUGAUUGUGUCUGGCAAUGUCUGGCUGGAACUGUCCAUGCGAACAGAGAAGCAACUCUGGCAGAAAUCACAUCACAAUCAAUGCAGGAGGCCCCACAUGCAUGUUUCGCAGGUCAGUGCAGUGACCUUUAGCUUCCACAGGAAAUGGCAAAAGUCAUGGGACAUAACGUGGCAUGUUAGUGCAGUCACUUGAUGGUUCUAUUUACAAUGGCAGGCAGGUUCAAAGUGCUCAAAGUUUGGUUGUUUUAAGUGUGAAUGAGUCAAGUCUAUUUACUGAAGAACAAAUAUGUGGGCAAACAAUAAAACUUAAAAUUAAACAUUUAUUCAAUUAUGUGCCACAUUUAAUGGUUGUUAAAUUCAGUAAAUAAACUGAAGAUUUUGGGAUUUAUUUGGUACAUAAAGAUCAUUAGUGUGUGGAUUCUCAGCUGAUAUGCCCAAAUCUUCGCAUAUUAUCGCUAUCCAAUAAAAAAACACUAUCAAUAAAAAAAGUAUAAUUUUUGUUGAUUUUUAGUUUACUACAUAAUUUGAACUCUCAAAAUUUCUUAAUAAAUGGAGCAACAGCAAUUUUCAGAAAGUACCUGAAAUUAACACUCUUACAGUCUUUUACAUUUAAAGUUAAUUAGGUUUUAUCCUUCUCCUGUAAAGUUGUUGUUUUGGAGAUAGUCGUUUUUCAUUGGACAGUGAUAAUAUGAUUGUAUAUUGUAACAUAUAUCUUUAGUUAGAAGUUAGAAUUAAAAAUGAUCAUGUAACUAUAAUUAGCAACAACAGAAAUCGAGAACAUGACCAAUGAAAUCCAUCUUCUGCAGACUGAACCACACCCAGCGGUCUCCAGCACCUUACUGUACUGUGGUUUGUGUGAGAGAGAUGUUUGUAUGGUAAUAUUUACAGAAAAUGUUUGAGUGACUAUUAAACAAGCCACAUCUUUGCUGAACAGAUUGUUCUGGGGAAGAGGGAAAAGUUUGUAAAAUGAUUUGAUGAACUGUUACUGUAAUUGGCAUUUAGUGGAUUUUUUUGUUUGUUUUUUGUUUUCCUCCUGUAAAUUUAGCAUUUCUGAACUGUGAGGUUUUGCUAUGACUGCUCUUCAGUGUGUUUGAACUGUUUGUUUACGCUUUGCAUCCAUUUUUUUUCUUUAUGUACAUGCAGAGGAAAAAAAAACGUGAUCCUGUUUUAUUUCUAGAUCUCUUAAAGGAAUAGCUCAUUCAGAAAUAAAAAAAUCUGUUCCUAUAAUUUCUCAGAUAAUUCAUUAACACAGCGUCAUUUACAGUGUCCUCUGCGUCUCCCUCUCUCUCUGUCUUUCUCUCUGAUUCAUGGUUAUUGAUGAGAUGUUAGCGAUGCUGCGGAUGCACACGUGUGUGUAAAUUUCAUUAGUUCUGCAUACAGUAUGAAAUUUACUCGUGUUAUUCUCCUCAGUGACCUUCAUUCAACCCCCCCAGAUCUAAUCUGUGAGCUCUUUAACCUGCAGAACCGGCAGCAGUUUGACCGAGUUCAGUCGGGACUGUGAUCACGCUAAAGGAAACGUGGGAAUAUAGGGAGAGUUAAAAGUCAGUUUUGAAUUGUUGUGUCCAUAUGAAGUGAUCUUUUGUAAAUAAUUUCUUUUUUUCAGAUUAUUAAAGGAAGCUGAGUUCAACCUGA